GGGGGGGCAGCAGAUAAAUAAGGUGAAAGCGGAGACCGGGCUCAAGUCCGCACAGCUGAUAGAGAGCAAGCGAGCAAGACCGUGAGAGCGAGCAAGAGAGAGAGAGAGAGAGAGAGAGAAGGGGUGGCAAAAAAAGAGAGGGAGUUACAGAAGAGGAGCAACGCACUGCUCGGAGCGCUCAAAGAGUGCGAGAGAAGCGCUCGAGUCACUUCGUGAAGACGUGUGGAUUCUUUUUUCCCUGCUUUUACUUUGUUUGGAAUUUUGGUGGACAUUCAACAAGAGAGACUUUUUUUUUCAAAUGUUUGUUAUACAGAAGAAGUUGAGCAUCAUUUGACUCCAUGGUUGAGGACUAGAGGAGAGCGUACCACGUGUGUGGACGAGAGUUUGAUAUUUUCAGGAUUUUUUUCCAAGCGCAUCGGGAGGGGAAGACGGAGAACCCCCCAACCACCCCCCUCGGGUCAUUCAGGCUGUGCAUGAUUUGACUUAUGGAUGUUGAGACAUUCCUGAAGAGCUCCUGAGGAAUAAACAGAGUCGGACAUUUUUGGUCCACGCAGCUUGGAGAGAUUUAAACGAGGUCGCGGGUGCCUCCGAAAGAGGUUUGUAAGCACGGGAGGGGGGCUUCUCCCGCUCUUGUACCCUCUCUCCCUGCCCCCUGCUCAGCAUGCGCCAGCCCCUGAGCACCUCCACAGCUCCUCCAGCUCCACUACCAUGUGUAGAUGGACAGUGACACAAGGUGCACCGGUCGCCUGGCUCUCCUCCCGUCCCCGCCGCCGAAGCGCAACCCCGCCGCAUCUCGUCUCCCUCGUCUUCCUUCUCCUCCUCGGACUGUCCUCCUCCUCGCCCCUGUCGAGUUCUAACCAAAGCCAUCAUGCCGGAGGAGCGAGCCCGUCAUCCUCGCCGGCGCCUCUGCACGCGUCCUCGGCCAGGUUGCCACGGGCGACCAACCUGUCAUCUUCUGCCGCCGUGGUGGGGCGCCACGUGCGCAGCAGCUACAACCACCUGCAGGGAGAUGUGCGGCGGCGGAAACUCUUCUCCUACCAGAAGUUCUUCCUCCGCAUUGACAAGAAAGGGAAAGUCAACGGCACCAAAAGCGAGGACGACCCUUACAGUAUUCUGGAGAUCAAGUCGGUGGACGUGGGAGUUGUGGCCAUCAGAGGCCUCAGCAGUAACUACUAUCUGGCCAUCAGCAAGAAGGGCGAGCUGUACGGCGCGAGGGACUAUGGGCCAGACUGUCGCCUGAUCGAGCGCAUCGAGGAGAACAAGUACAACACGUACGCUUCGGCGGAGUGGCGCAACAAGAGGAAGCACAUGUUUGUGGGACUCAACGCCAACGGCAAAGCCGUGAGGGGCAAGAAGACCAGGAGGAAAAACACAACCACUCACUUCUUGCCUAUUGUGGUGCAUCCCCGAUGACGGGACGAGUUUUAAUCUGCAGACUGCUGAGCAUCUGGAGGACUUUUUUUUUUUUGGAAGGCCAAUUUGUAUCGCGAGGAGCAACAAGGAGGGGAACUUGAAGACAUUCCGCAUCUGUUGGAUGAGGACACUUCUAUUUUUUAAAGAAUAUUGCUAUACAAUGUAUAUAAUUUUUUUUUUUUUGGUCUAACUUAUAAAAGCACGCUGGCACAGUAGGAAAUAUGGGAAUAAUAAAUAAUGUGAUCAGCGACUUGAUGGAGGAAAAGAUGAGGAGGGAGCGGUUGAGAGAGCAGCGAACCAAACAAAA
Molecule: messenger RNA, 1720 nt
Organism: Syngnathus acus (greater pipefish)
Lineage: Eukaryota; Metazoa; Chordata; Actinopteri; Syngnathiformes; Syngnathidae
Gene: fgf10a
Product: fibroblast growth factor 10a
Exons: 3
Coding region: 709-1413 (234 amino acids)
Biological process (GO): positive regulation of gene expression; positive regulation of epithelial cell proliferation; positive chemotaxis
Cellular component (GO): cytoplasm
Molecular function (GO): growth factor activity; type 2 fibroblast growth factor receptor binding; chemoattractant activity
Source: RefSeq, a predicted model, not a curated record